CUCCCAUCUGGCUUUAGUGGCUCUAGUGAUUGUGCAGAAUUGACGAUUUCAUUUGGUUGCUUUGAACAAGAUUCACUGUCAAUUAUCCUUUAAAAUUUUUCUAAUAAAUAGUAUUAAUUAUUUUUUAAUUCCAAAUCAGCUGAUAGAUAAACAUGGACAGAUUACUGAGAUUAGGAGGAGGAAUGACGGGACUAAAUCAAGGUCCGCCUCCGUCAGAUGCUCCUGUAGUUGACACUGCCGAACAGGUUUAUAUCUCUUCUCUGGCUCUGUUGAAAAUGUUGAAGCACGGUCGUGCUGGAGUACCUAUGGAAGUCAUGGGUCUCAUGUUGGGAGAAUUUGUCGACGAUUACACUGUGAGAGUUAUUGAUGUCUUUGCUAUGCCUCAAACUGGAACGGGUGUAAGUGUAGAAGCAGUAGAUCCAGUGUUCCAAGCAAAGAUGUUGGAUAUGUUGAAGCAAACAGGUAGACCAGAAAUGGUGGUCGGGUGGUACCACUCGCAUCCUGGGUUCAGUUGCUGGCUGUCGGGUGUUGAUAUCAACACACAGCAGUCCUUCGAAGCAUUGAGUGAAAGAGCUGUGGCUGUCGUAAUUGAUCCAAUCCAAUCCGUGAAAGGAAAAGUUGUUAUUGAUGCAUUUAGGUUAAUUAAUCCUAAUAUGAUGGUAUUGGGACAAGAACCCCGUCAAACUACCUCGAAUUUAGGACAUUUACAGAAACCAUCUGUGCAAGCUCUUAUUCACGGUUUAAAUCGUCAUUACUACAGUAUAAGUAUUAAUUACCGUAAGAAUGAAUUAGAGCAAAAAAUGUUGCUGAAUUUACAUAAAAAGACCUGGAUGGACGGUCUUACUUUGGCUGAAUAUUCUGAGCACAGUAAACUUAAUGAAAAUACUGUUGCUGAAAUGCUUGAGCUUGCUAAGAAUUAUAAUAAGUCAUUGGAGGAUGAGGAAAAAAUGACACCCGAACAACUGGCGAUUAAGAACGUCGGCAAGCAAGACCCGAAACGUCACUUGGAAGAAAAAGUUGACAUGUUGAUGUCCACAAACAUCGUCCAGUGUCUUGGAGCUAUGCUUGACACCGUUGUGUUUAAAUAAUUAUUUAAAAUAAAAUAAUUAUAAUUACUACAUAAUUCAUAACAUAAACACUAACACAUUUAAAUUCAUAUAUUACUUUUUAAUAAUUAAAGAAAAAAAUCCGAUAAAAUAAAAUUUUUUUUAAAACCA
Molecule: messenger RNA, 1217 nt
Organism: Cotesia glomerata
Lineage: Eukaryota; Metazoa; Arthropoda; Insecta; Hymenoptera; Braconidae
Gene: Rpn11
Product: 26S proteasome non-ATPase regulatory subunit 14
Exons: 6
Coding region: 153-1088 (311 amino acids)
Biological process (GO): protein deubiquitination; proteasome-mediated ubiquitin-dependent protein catabolic process
Cellular component (GO): proteasome regulatory particle, lid subcomplex
Molecular function (GO): protein binding; metallopeptidase activity; proteasome binding
Source: RefSeq, a predicted model, not a curated record